AUGGCCAACUUGAGUGAUGUUGCAUGCAGACUCUCUUGCAAGGUUUGGUUUUGGUGCAUGUUCUUGGUGGCUAUAGCGGGAGGGGAGGAUGUUUUCCUAGAGUGGCAUGUUGCUCUUGAUACAACAAUUAAACCAAUUAUUUCAGUCAAUAAGCCUGUUAUUACCAUCAACGGCUUGUUUCCGGGACCUCUUCUGAAUUCUACCACGAAUGAUAUUGUUCAUGUUAAUGUUUUCAACCACUUGGACGAACCUUUGCUCAUGACAUGGAAUGGCAUUCAACAACGGCUGAAUUCAUGGCAAGAUGGAGUUUCGGGGACCAACUGUCCAAUACAGCCCGGACAAAAUUGGACGUACGAUUUAAAAAUGAAGGAUCAGAUUGGCAGUUUCUUUUACUUCCCCUCAACGAAUUUCCAAAAGGCCGCGGGAGGGUUUGGCCCAAUUCGAAUCAAUAAUCGCAUUGUAAUCAGGGUGCCAUUCCCUAAACCCGAGGAUGAGUUCGAUCUUCUCAUUGGCGAUUGGUACAAUCAGAGCUACAAGGAGGUUAGAUCCCAAUUGGGCUCUUCGUCGGGCCAACAUAAUACUCCCACUUGGAUUCUUAUCAACGGAAAAGGCCCUUUCGGCAAUCCACUUACAGUAGCCCAUGAAUCGUUCACCGCCUCCCCAGGAAAAACAUACCGAUUUAGGAUUUCGAAUGUUGGCACAACAUUCAGCUUGAAUUUCAGAAUCCAGAAUCAUAAGCUGCUAUUAGUAGAAACUGAAGGCUCCUACACCGACCAAAUUCUGCUGGACUCUCUUGACGUGCAUGUGGGCCAGUCUUACUCUGUUCUCGUCACGAUGGACCAAAAUGUUGCGGAUUACUACAUAGUGGCCAGCCCGAAAUUGGUAGAUGAGACUAAUCAGGCCUCGCUCGUGGCUGUUGCAGUUCUGCAUUAUAACGGCUCCAAUACACCUCCAAAUGGGCCCCUUCCUAAAGGUCUUGAUCCCUUUGACAUUCUGUCGUCCAUGCACCAAGCAAAACAGAUCAGGUGGAAUUUGACAGCAGGAGCUGCAAGGCCUAAUAGUCAAGGCUCAUUCAACAUAUCUAAAGCCACAAUAUCCCAAAACUUCAAUCUUCAUGGAGGACUAGCUGCGGAGUUUAAUGGCAUUCUUGGCUACACAGUAAAUAAUGUGUCAUAUCUCACUCCAGACACUCCUCUGAAACUAGCUGAUUAUGCUCUAAAUGGUUCUGGUGUUUAUUCUCUUGAUAAAUAUCCUGCCAACUACACCUUUCCCCUCACUGUUAAGGGAACAUUUGUGGUUAGUGGGAUUCACAAAGCAUAUGCUGAAAUUGUAUUUGUCAAUAAUCAUGAAGCAAUAGACUCUUGGCACCUGGAUGGAUUUGGAUUCUGGGCUGUUGGGUAUGGAAAUGGAAGCUGGACUCCACAAUCGCGUACUGAAUAUAACAUCAUCAAUCCAGUAGUUCGUUCUACAGUUCAGGUAUACCCUAAAGGAUGGACAGCAGUUUAUGCGUAUUUAGAUAAUCCAGGGAUGUGGAACUUGAGGUCGCAGAUUUUGGAAUAUUGGUAUUUAGGACAAGAGCUCUAUAUUAGAGUGUAUGACCCUGAUCCCAAUCCAGCAAAAGAACGGCCUCCCCCAGAAAAUCUACUCUAUUGUGGGAAGGUGCAUACACUUCCAUCUGUAUUUUCUGUACCAGCUCCUCCACCCCUAUCUUUCCAGUUGACACCACCAGCUCCAGAAAGGGAUAGUGCAGCAACACCAAAUCCACAGAAAUCCGGCACAACAACUUUGCAUAUUCAUCGGUUUCUGUUGCUUGUUGGCCUUCUCAUGGCUUUGUGAAUGGAAGUUUCAGUAGCCCGUACAUAGCCGCACCAAACGAUUUUACUAUUGAAGAUUUAUUACUGAGGGGUCAAAAGAUUUACUGCUGAAUUGAUAUUGACAUUUAUGUCCCGAUGAAGAUUUACUACUUAGUGUCUAAAAG
Messenger RNA from Coffea eugenioides, 1978 nucleotides. Its product is annotated as monocopper oxidase-like protein SKS1. Bases 1 to 1836 code for a protein of 611 amino acids. The transcript has 10 exons. Lineage: Eukaryota; Viridiplantae; Streptophyta; Magnoliopsida; Gentianales; Rubiaceae. Gene Ontology annotation, molecular function: copper ion binding; oxidoreductase activity. The record is from RefSeq and is a predicted model, not a curated record.